Messenger RNA from Drosophila rhopaloa, 1732 nucleotides. Its product is annotated as glycosyltransferase-like domain-containing protein 1-like. The record is from RefSeq and is a predicted model, not a curated record. Gene Ontology annotation, molecular function: glycosyltransferase activity. Bases 186 to 1319 code for a protein of 377 amino acids. NCBI's taxonomy places the organism in Eukaryota, Metazoa, Arthropoda, Insecta, Diptera, Drosophilidae. The transcript has 3 exons.
GCAUUGCGCUUUUUUUAGUACUCUAUUCUAUUGUAUCACAAAAACCUAUUUUAAUUGAGUAAAUUAAUAAACAUAGAGCCACUGAAACUUAUUUAAUUGCACACUUGAAAAAUAUCUUGGAUUUUCUUUUAAAUCAAAGGGUUUUAUUUAUUUUGUACUUUUUCACGGUCACACUGUCCAAAGUCAUGUCGUCCGCCAAACCGCAUAUUUUGAUUAUCGAGCCGUUUUACGGAGGCAGCCACAAACAGCUGAUCAGCACACUGAUCGAGGGUCUCUGCCCGGCAGAUUACGAGCUUUUCAGCCUUCCCGCUAAGAAAUGGCACUGGCGAGCUCGCACCUCCGCAUUGUAUUUUUCGCAGCUGAUACCCAUCGAUCACGAAUACAGGGUGCUGUUUGCCAGCUCCGUUUUGAGUCUAGCCGAGCUGAUUGGAGUGCGACCUGAUCUCUGCCAGUGUCGGAAGAUCGUCUACUUUCACGAAAACCAGCUGGUCUAUCCGGUGCGCGAGGUAAAGAAGCGGGACUGUCAGUACGGACUUAACGAGAUCCUUUCCUGUCUAGCCGCGGACAUUGUGCUCUUCAAUUCUCAAUUUAAUCACACAUCCUUUUUGGAUAAUGUGCAACCGUUUCUCAAUAUUCAGCCUGACUUCAAGUUGAAGCGGAUUCGGGAGAAAAUUGAGAAGAAAUGUCAAGUACUGUACUUCCCUGUCAAGUUUGACAAAAUGCCAAAGAGGACGAUGAAUCACCCCGGCAACGGGGAUACUGACUUGGAUAAGGAUCGGGAUCAAGAGUGCCUGCACCUCAUAUGGCCACAUCGCUGGGAGCACGAUAAAAAUCCAAUGCUCUUGGUCGAGGUCCUUUGCGAGCUCAAUAGAAGUGAUGUGAACUUCAAGGUGACCAUCUGUGGCGAGAGCUGCCAGGAGACUCCAGAGGCCUUCGACAAUAUAAAGGAAAAGCUGGGCACCAAGCUCGUUAACUUUGGCCAUCUGGAACGAGAGGACUAUCUGAAGACACUUAUCGCCGGUGACAUUGUCAUUUCAACUGCCGACCACGAGUUUUUUGGCGUGGCAAUGCUGGAGGCUACUUUUUGCGGCUGUUAUCCGAUUGUCCCCAAUAAAUUGGUGUACCCCGAGAUCUAUCCAAAGGACAACCUUUACAACACGUCCAACGCGCUCACCAAAAAGCUUCGCAACUGGUGCAAAAAUCCCCGGGCCUUUCGCAAGCAUCGCGAUCAGUUUUUUGAGACGUUUAAUUUCGAUCCUUUCUCGGCACAGCAACUUGUUCCCAAAUAUGUGGACAUAUUAAACAGAGAUAUAAAUUGAAUAUACCUCAAGCAGUGUUGGCGAUUACCUAGAUACUUGUACCUAACUAAAAUUAAAUUAGAGCCUGUCUUGUAUCUUUCUUAGUUACUCAUUGGAGUUUAGCUUAAGAAUGAGCUAAGCCAGCAUUUAUGUAUUUGCAUAUGUUAUUUAAGCACAUUAUAAAUGACAAAUGGAAAAUUAUAAAUUCAUCCAGAUUUACAAUUAUUAACAUGUUAUGAAAGGCAAAGUGCACUACCUUUACAGCUUUUGAAUAAGAUAUCCCGCUAAAAUCGUACAAAAUUCCAUCUCAAAUUGAGCAAGGUAAAUUAUCGUAAUAUUUUUUAUAGGUGCUGGUAGAUAUAGUCCUCCUUUUUUGAAAACAUCAUCGUUUUGCUGAAAUCAAAGAGCGCGAUUUGUUUUCAAGAACAACAACA